GCGACAAAUCAUGGAAGAUCGUUGGGUCUUCCCGUUAACAUUGCUGCUGAUUGUAACCGUUGCAGUUCCGGUGUCUGUCGCAGGAUUCACGCGAAUUGGAUAUGAAGCGACCGGAUGUCCCCGCAACAGUCCCACACUGAACAAAUGCAUGGAGCGUGCGAUCCAGUACUACAUCAGCUACAUGUACAGCGGAACGAUCAACGAUCGGACGACGGUACCGUCGCUGGAUCCACUCACACUGCCCGAUGCGAUACUGAUCGAAAAUGAAGAUGUGGUGUCUAGGUUUACCAACCGACAGACGACCGGCUUCCGGAACAUGUACAUCACUGACGUUAGAUCUGACAUAACACGGCUAGAGUUCUACUUUAAGUUUCAUAUCUCCGCGAUCGACACGCGAGGUUCGUACCAUGCGGAGGUACGCGUUCCAACGCCCUCCAAAGUUGCCGAAUGGUCCCAGAUGACCUACUCCAUACGAAACUCCUCAAUCCAGGUGCAGCUGAAAGGCUACAACUAUGAAAGUGACGAUCGAGUGUAUCUCAAAGUAAACGUGACCGAUUGGAGCCAACAAAUUGGGGACCAUACGGUCGGCUUCCGGUGGUUCACGAUGAGUGGCAACUACAGUCAGUUUAGUGAGCGGUUCGAGGAGAUACGUGGCCGUGAAAUUCUGCCGGUGGUGGAGCGUGAUCUGAUGCACAGUCUGCAGGAACGGUUUCAGCGCUUGUUGAACGAGAUCCUGCGGUUGGCACCGUUCGAACGGUUCUUCCCUACGGUGUACUAGCGAGGGUACAGAUGGACCUGUGAUAAGGCUA
Molecule: messenger RNA, 809 nt
Organism: Anopheles maculipalpis
Lineage: Eukaryota; Metazoa; Arthropoda; Insecta; Diptera; Culicidae
Exons: 4
Coding region: 11-778 (255 amino acids)
Source: RefSeq, a predicted model, not a curated record